This is a messenger RNA of Monopterus albus (swamp eel), 3930 nucleotides long. Its product is annotated as sodium- and chloride-dependent GABA transporter 2-like. Gene Ontology annotation, cellular component: cell projection; plasma membrane. NCBI's taxonomy places the organism in Eukaryota, Metazoa, Chordata, Actinopteri, Synbranchiformes, Synbranchidae. The record is from RefSeq and is a predicted model, not a curated record. Bases 136 to 1962 code for a protein of 608 amino acids. Gene Ontology annotation, molecular function: gamma-aminobutyric acid:sodium:chloride symporter activity. Gene Ontology annotation, biological process: nitrogen compound transport; sodium ion transmembrane transport; amino acid transport. The transcript has 15 exons.
ACCGUACCGACACUGCAGUCUCUUCCUGGAACAAACCAUUCGACCACCAGUAGAGGGGGGCGAUUUCGGUGUAGACAAAUACAGGAAAUGCCGAGGUAGGCUAUUGUGUCAAAAGUGUCCCCGCCGGAACCAGUCAUGGGUGAGCAGUUCCCACAACAAGGAGAACUGUUGCUUAAAAAGUUCCACCAAGAGAGCUUCCCCAAUGGGAAGGAAGCCACCAAAGACGGCCUGCAUGCCAGAGGCCAGUGGGCUAGCAAGGCUGAGUUCCUCCUGGCUGUGGCAGGGCAGAUCAUUGGCCUGGGCAACAUCUGGAGGUUUCCCUACCUCUGCUACAAGAAUGGAGGAGGUGUGUUUUUUGUACCUUACUUGUUGUUCCUGGUGCUGUGUGGCGUCCCCCUGUUCCUCCUGGAGACCUCGCUGGGGCAAUACACCAGCCUGGGAGGUGUCAGCGCCUGGAGGACUAUCUGCCCAUUAUUUGGAGGUCUUGGUUACGCCAGCCAGGUGAUCAUCCUGCAUGGCUGCGUGUACUACAUUGUCAUACUAGCCUGGGCUCUCUUCUACCUAUCCUAUAGCUUCCAGGCCGAGCUGCCCUGGUCACACUGUAACAACACGUGGAACACCGAGGCUUGUGUCCUGUUUGACCACCACAAUCAGACAACUAGUGCAAGGAGCCAGCUUGUAAACGCCACAUCUCCUGUCACGGAGUUUUGGGAGCGGGAGGUACUCCGUCUCUCCAGCAGUUUGGAUGAGCUGGGACCAAUCAGCUGGAAGUUGGCUCUGUGUCUGGCCAUCAUCUGGCUUGUGUGUUACUUUUGUGUCUGGAAGGGAGUCAAGUCUACAGGAAAGGUGGUGUACCUGACAGCGACCUUCCCAUAUGUCAUGCUGUUUGUGCUGCUAGUGCGUGGUGCCACUCUGCCUGGAGCGACCCAGGGCAUCAUCUACUACCUCAAACCCAACCCUGCCCGGCUGGCAGAUCCACAGGUGUGGAUGGAUGCAGGUACUCAGAUAUUUUUCUCUUAUGGAAUCUGCUUGGGAAGCCUCACAGCCCUGGGCAGUUACAACAAAUACAACAAUGACUGCUAUAAAGAUUCCUUCCUUCUGUGCCUCCUGAACAGCAGCACCAGUUUCCUGGCAGGUUUCGCUAUCUUCUCGGUGCUGGGCUUCAUGGCUGAGGAGCAGGGUGUGGACAUAGCCACUGUUGCCCAGUCAGGGCCUGGCCUCGCCUUCAUCGUCUACCCAAGAGCUGUAGCCAUGAUGCCGCUACCUCAGCUCUGGGCUGUGUGCUUCUUCCUCAUGAUCAUCAUGCUGGGCCUGGACACACAGUUUGUGAGUCUGGAGGCACUGAUGACGUCAGUGACUGACCUGUACCCUCAUGUGAUCAGACGAGGCCACCGCAGAGAGUUGCUGCUGCUGUUUGUCUGCGUCAUUUGCUUCCUCGUAGGACUGGUCAUGGUCACGCCAGGGGGUCUGUAUGUGUUCCAGAUCUAUGACCAUUUCUCCUGCAGCGGAGCCACGCUGCUGCUCCUCUCCAUCUUCCAGUCUCUGGCCAUCGGCUGGGUGUAUGGAGCCGAGCGCUUCAGUGCCAACAUCAGGGAUAUGACUGGCCACACCCCCGUGUCUGCCUUCAACCUGUGCUGGAAAUACUUGACCCCAGCUGUGUGCACGGCUACCUUUCUGUUUUCCCUGGUGCGCUGGUUUCCGUUGAGCCUGGGGAAAGACCUGGUUGCUCCAGUCUGGGCCACCAUGCUGGGCUGGUUCCUUACCCUCUCUUCUGUCUCUCUGCUCCCCAUCUGGGCCAUCUACGCCCUGGCCACCACUCCAGGAACCCUGCAGCAGCGCUUCCAGCACCUCUGCAGCCCUGCCAAAACCUCAUCACUGGCCUUCCACAACUCAGCACUCCCAAACAGCCCAGCACUCCCCCUGACUGAGAAGCCAAAGGUCACAUCAUCCACGGUGCUGUGAGGUCAUGAUGGUUAGCGACGAUGUCACACUGGGUGCUUCUCAGCAUUCAGGUGUAACGAGGGGUAUGGUCGAAAUUCAAGUUGCUGCUGCUGAGUCCCAGUAGAGAGGCUGAAUUUUUGUUAGUCUUUAUCCAUAGACUAAAUAGCCAAUAGGGAAAACCCCCAGUUACCAACUAUCAAUGGUAUUUUUAAAAACUCUAGUUUCUUUUUUAAAUUGGUCAAUUUAGUCACUGUAUUUAUUGACCAUUUAAUCGCACAACCCUAUAAAUACCCAUGUCACAGGGUGAAGCUAACUGGCAAAGCUAAAGUUAAGCCUAUUGUUAAGCCAGGAUUAGAGUUACCACUGUGCUCUCUAUGAGAGAUCACUGUUUCUGUUAGUAUGUUCGCUUAGCUUUGACUCCAUAGUAUGUUCAGAUGCAGGUGUCAUCUGACAUGCCUUCAUCAGUCAGAUGUUUUACAUGACGAUUUGUCUGCACAUUUUGUAUAUGUACCACUCAGUCAUAGAGUUUGAAUGGUUCUUAACGUGCCUUACACCCAGAACAAAUGGUCCUAAUGCAAACACUGCAUUAACCAAAUAUUACUUUUCAACUCUAAUACCUCAAACUCUCAACUUGAUGUCAUGGUUAUCACUGGCAGAAGGAUUGAAAUGUGCACUAAGAGUUUUCAUAUCUUACACACAUCUUUGAAAGUAGUUUGUACUUGUGUGAGUUGUGCAGUUUCUGCACAAGUAAAAAGCUUUAUUAAAAUCUUUUUGCACUGUACCACAGAGAACUCGCUGAUCACUCACCAAGCUGGAAAUAUAUCAGUACCAUAUAGCAAAACUGCUGCUGCUGUCCCAAGUAUUUUGUUCUGUGCACCAAGUGUUUAAUGUGAUGCACAGAACAAAACCUUUAAUAAGAAGAUACAGUAACUCUGUAGUGUGAUUAUAUUUGUAGAGGAAUUUAUAGUGUCUUUAAAUGCCCUCUAUGCCGUGUGUGUUGUUGUGUGUAUAUGCAACCCAUGGCUCCCAAGCUGCAUGCAGCUCUUUAGCCCCUCUCUAGUGGCUCCCUGCCUCAAAGGCUAGAGCUAAGUAGAGCUAGCUAACUGGCAUGUUAGCAGGUCAUCACAUCUUCAAAAACGUCUGAGCAAAUUCCAAAAAUUGGUGGUAUUUGGAUCGACUAAUCACAUAUUCAAAAACUGGGCGGUUGUUUUCUCAACUGAAACAAUAUCAAAACUUAAGAUAAUCAUAUAAUUACAGUCCUAGGAUGAAAAUUAUAACAGCUUUAAGUCUGUCCUUCCACCAAUGGGAUGACAUGGGAAAACAUAUUGUCCAUCGCUUCCAUUUACUUCAAAGUUAUGUAGAGUAGGCCAUCUGGAUACUACUCAUGUAUAAAGGGUGAUAUCAGACCGGAUACCUGAUACUGGUAUCGGUAUAUCCCUAUUUAUAGCCUCUCCUGAAGCAGAUACCGGAUAGUGUGACAGACAGCCCUGUGUGUUCUCAGGUGAUACUUACAUCUGGAUUCUGUUGUAUUCAAAAUCCUGUUCUGCUGUCCUGGGGGGACUGCUGUGCUGUCUGUGAACAAAUCAUCUAUCAGUCAACAAUCUGAUUAGUUGUUCACAGGGCUGUAUUUUAAAGACACUUUCCCCUCACCUGCCUGGCUGACAAAACUUCAGAAAAACAAAAAAACAUGAAGUAACAGUAUUCAAUACAAAGCACAAUGACAACAAGACAAACUAAAAUAACUGAGCCUAAAACAGCUGAUACUUUUCAUAAUACACACUGUAUGAUCAUCACCCUGCAGUAACACUGCUCCUGCAACUCUUGGAUGCAGCUGAAAAUAAAGAAGUAUGAACCACUUUCAUAGUACUGUUACAUGAACUAAGAGAUGGGACUGCCUCAUUUUUGACCAUUUGUAUGUACGAAUCUUGGUGAGGGUCUAAAUUUUAAUGGCCACACUAACAAAAUCAUCAUUCUGGCAUCUUAAAAACA